CAAAGAUGUCCGCGCUCAUUUGAAAACCUGCGGUAGCCAAAUCCACAGUUUGGCACCUGUUUCGAGUUGUUUUUAUGUUGGCACCGGUGACGACGUUGUGCCCAAGCGAGACUCAAACUAAGGAAAGACAGGGACUCCGCGACAAGAGCCAGAUUAUUCCGUACUAUCAGAAAUAAUGCUGAUAUCUGGAACUCAUGUCGGAAGUCGUGUAUGAAGAGACAGCCACGAUGAUCGCAGCAGGGGAAUUGCAGUCGUUUGUCCCGUUUGGCCGCGAGCACUGCAGGAACCAUCCAAACGCCUUCAACCUGCAGCUCAGAGAGCUCCAGCCCGCCUCCGAGCUCUGGUCGUCAGAUGGUGCUGCCGGCCUGGUGGGGUCGCUGCAGGAAGUCAGUCUGCAGGAGAGAGAGAGGGAGUGCUGGCAGCUUAGGAAGGGCUGCAUGGGAGUCAGAGAGGAGGAUGUGGAGUUUGAAGAGGAGCUCUACGCAGCAGGAACUGUUGUUGUCUGGAGCCAGGGCAGUCGGACCCAAGCUUCCAACGUAUAUAAGGCCUUCACUGUCGACAGCCCAGUGCAGCAGGCCUUGUGGUGCAACUUUGCUGUUCCAGCGAACAAGAAAGACGAGGAGGAGGUGGAGCAGACAGUGUGUAUCAUCCAGAGUAGCUGCGUCAACGUUCACACUGUAACUGGGAAGGAUUUCAUCUCACCGCUACCUUUCCAGGUCUCAAAUGGCUGGGCGACAAAGUUUGGACUUUUGUUAGAACGAAAAAACACAGCGACCGACGCACAACUCAGCCCUCCCGGAGAACCUCUGCCCACAGUGUUCAGCAUGCUGCAUCCUCUAGACGAGAUUGCACCAGUAGUCUGUAAACCUGCAGGCCAGUUUGAAGGCUCCCGUGUGCAGUAUGCCUCUGACGCCACCAUGAAGAUAGUUUUCAGCUGUUGUCAGCCCUCUAUAGUUGUCUUCUAUGACACUGUACAGGGAAUACACUCUGUCUGGGCCCUGCGCAAAGUCACACAGGACGAGCGCUCUACAGUUCUGCGGUGUACAGCAGAUCCAUGUGGCACUCCGUUGGGUCUGAUGGCAUCAGGCUUCCUGACUUCUCACCUCCGUAACAUCUCCCGCCUGGACUCCCCUGGUGGCAGUGGGUUAACUGGGCUCGGUCCCGUAACUGGACCGAGUUGUGCCGUCAGCACCAGCUCUCCUCUCCACUACAGCGCUCUGCACAGCCAUCAGGGCAGGACCAUGACGUCUUCACCAGGAUUACAUUCCCGUGUUCACUCCCCGAGUAUAUCCAACAUGGCUGCUCUCAGCCGCGCCCACUCUCCAGGCAUGGCGGCUCCGUCCCUUUCAGGUGCAGCUCGUUUCAACACGUCCUUCCACAGCCCGUCCCCCAGGGGGCACCAUGGCUUGAUACCCUCUCCCAACAGCACAGUGAACGAGACGAUGCUGGUGCCGGAGAUGGAGCCCAUCGUACCCGACCUCUGCAUGGAGCAGCUGUGGAGUGAGACGAUCACAGCUGGCUGUCACAGGGAGAUGAGCAGCCAGGCAUCUAAAAUAUUCCUGACCUCUGACCUCUGUGAGAACCGCUACCUCUGUUUCCUGGUGGAGUCUCACCAACAGCUCAGAUGUGUGAAGUUUAUUGAGAGCAACGAUUCCUCUCAGCUCAUUUUCGCCUCUGUCACGACCAUCCCAGCCAAAGAUGCAGAGCCUCUGCAGAAUAUCGAUGCCAUGCUGGUUCUGGAGGCCUGCGGCAGUCUGGUUCUCUACACAGGAAUCACCAGGGUCAGUAAGGUGUUUGUCCCCGGCCUCCUGUCGCCCACCUUCAACCUGAGCAACCACCUCUCACGCUUCAGCACGCCGACAGAGAACGUUAGCACACCCGCUAAUGCUGGCAAUAAGCACCUCCAAAGACUGGAUGAGGCCGUGAUGCCUUCACCAGUGUCCGAGGUGAGGAGUCCAAACAUUAAACACCAUGAAGGUUCAUUUUUGGAAGAUUACACUUUCCAACAUGCCACGCCCUAUAUCCAUGCCUUGCGAGACCCCGUCUGCAACCGGGUCACUCUGGAAUUAAGCAGUGGCACAAUGCUGAGGAUCUCCAUCCCAGAGAUUGCUACCUCAGAGCUCGUCAGGAAAUGCCUUCAGGCGAUUCGUUUCAUUUUGCCCAAGGAUGCUGCCAUGAAGGUUUUGGUAAAGUGGUAUAACAUCUACAACGCCCCCGGUGGUCCCAGUGCACAUGCAGAGUGGAACCUGUUUGUCACCUGUUUCAUGACACUGAUGGGCUACAACACGGAGCGCCUGGCAUGGACACGGAACCUGCAUUUUGAAGUGCCUCUCUCUCCGGUGAUUGCAGCUAAGAAGGCUCGUCCCUCUGAUGGAGGCUCCGAAGAGGACUUAGAGUACUUGUUGGGGUCUCAUUACCACCGUCAGAUGAAUUCCCAACCUGUCUGCUCCAACAAUGCUCUCACUACAGAAACUGUGGACCUGUCCUCUGCGUCCCCUCACUCCAGUCCAUCUCUGAAGUUGGACAGUUCAGCUCCUCUCUUUCCUCACAUUCCCUCUCUUUUCUACGUUCUCCAUCUGCUCUAUCAGGAGCUGCAGCUGGACGAGCUGCAGAGAGCAAGAGCCUCAUCACUGGUCUGUCUGCUGCAACAGCUAGCCAGAGACCUCCAGUUGGAAGAGUAUGUGGAUCUGUACUGGAGAGACUACCCCUCAUUAAUUAGUGGCUUCACUGAGAGCUGCAUCAUCGACCAGGCUCUCAUUGGUCAGAUGCAGCGUCCGUCCUACCUGAGGCCAGAGCCUCCCUGUGUGCUCAGCUGGCUCAGCAGCUGUCUGAGAGGGGAGGAGAUCCUGCCCUUCCCCUACCUGCCCGGCAUCUGUCAGAGGACCAGGCUGCUGGUUCUGAGUUAUGCUCUCUACAUUACUGGAGAUGAAAAUGCUACUUCGACAGAUGUAUCAAAGUACCUGGCCAAGCUCUCUGCAGGCCAGAAGUCCUGCGCCAGUGAACCGCAAUACAGAAGACAGAGCAGUGUGAAGGUCAAGUUCUCCAGUGAGAGUUUGGCCGAGCAGCUGGUGGUCUGGCUCACUUCAGAAGGUUUCACCCUGAAGGACCUGGAGUCCGUCCCCUUCGGUGUGGCUCUGCCAAUCAGAGAGGCCAUCUACCGCUGCCGGGAGCAGCCGUGUUCUGAUUGGUCGGAGGAGGUUUGUCUGCUGAUUGGGCGACAGGAUCUGACCAAACAAGCCCACAAGAUGACCCUGGCCAAGAGCAAAGCUACUGAAGUUUUAGGUUUGUCCUUGGAGCCUCCUGCGACCACCGAGGCAGAUGAGGAGGAAGAUGGGAUGUCUGACAUAAUACAAGAGGUCACAGGACUGAUCUGGAGUCAGGAUCUGAGGGUCCAGGAGGUGAGGAGGCUCCUGCAGAGCUCCAGGCCGGUCAGGGUCAGUGUGGUCCAGUUACCAGAGGUUUCUGAUCACGAGUACAUAGAGGAGAAAGAGAACAAACUCCUGCAGUUGUGUCAGAGGACGAUGGCUCUUCCAGUUGGCAGAGGCCUCUUCACUCUGUUCUCCUAUCACCCUGUGCCCACUGAACCUUUACCUGUCCCAAAACUCAACCUGACAGGCCGCGCCUCUCCUAGGAACACUAUGGUAGAUCUAAACAGCGGGAACAUUGAUGUUCCUCCCAACAUGACCAGCUGGCCCAGCUUCCACAACGGAGUCGCUGCUGGACUCAAAAUCGCCCCUGCUUCACGGGUGGACUCAGCCUGGAUAGCCUACAACAAGCCAAAGAGCCCUGAGCUGGCUAAUGAGUAUGCAGGCUUUCUCAUGGCCCUGGGCCUCAAUGGACACCUCACCAAGCUCGCCACGCUCAACAUACAUGACUACCUCACCAAGGGCCAUGAGAUGACCAGUAUUGGGCUCCUUCUGGGCGUGUCAUCAGCCAAACUGGGCACCAUGGACAUGUCAAUUACUCGCCUGCUGAGUAUACACAUCCCUGCCCUUCUCCCGCCCACCUCCACUGAGCUGGACGUACCACACAACGUUCAGGUUGCUGCUGUAAUUGGCAUCGGGCUGGUGUACCAGGGAACAGGACACAGACACAAUGCUGAGGUCUUGCUGUCUGAGAUAGGUCGACCUCCCGGUCCAGAGAUGGAGUACUGUACAGACAGAGAGUCCUAUUCACUAGCAGCUGGACUGGCUCUGGGCAUGGUCUGUCUGGGGCAUGGCAGCAACCUGAUUGGGAUGAUAGACCUGAACGUCCCUGAGCAGUUGUAUCAGUACAUGGUUGGGGGCCACCGCAGAGCUCAGGCCGGGGCCAACAGAGAGAGACACAAGUCCCCCAGCUACCAGAUCAAGGAGGGUGACACCAUAAAUGUAGACGUGACGUGUCCAGGGGCCACGCUGGCCCUCGCCAUGAUCUACCUCAAGACCAACAACAGGUCGAUCGCUGAUUGGCUGAAACCUCCAGACACUUGGUUCUUGCUGGAUUUCAUCAAGCCAGAGUUUCUGCUGCUGAGGACUCUUGCUCGGUGUAUUAUCAUGUGGGAUGAAAUUCUCCCUAAUACUGAGUGGGUCAAGAGUAACAUACCCCAGAUCAUGAGGGGGACUUUUGACCCUUCAGAGGACAUUAACAUGGAGACGAUGGCCCAAGCCCAAGACUACAUCACCGCCGGGGCCUGUAUGGCGUUGGGCUUACGCUUUGCCGGCUCUGCCAACUCCGAUGCCUUCGACUGCCUCUACGAGUUUGCAAGGACCUUCAUGAAGAUCAUGUCUUUUGCUGGUACAGCUGCUGUUCAGACGGGUUAUUACAACCUGCAGACCGGUCUGUCGAUGAUUCUGCUGGCUAUGUCCAUGGUGAUGUCCGGCACCGGGAACCUGAAGGUCCUGCAACUCUGCCGCUUCUUUCACAAGCGAACAGGCGGCGAGAUGAACUACGGCUUCCAUAUGGCUCAUCACAUGGCACUGGGCCUGCUCUUCCUGGGAGGUGGCAGGUACACCCUGAGCACCUCCAAUUCAGCCAUCGCUGCUCUGCUGUGCGCUCUGUACCCACACUUCCCUGCUCACAGCACUGACAACCGCUACCACCUGCAGGCCCUGCGUCACCUGGCCGUGCUGGCUGCAGAGCCACGUCUGCUGGUCCCCGUGGACGUGGACUCACUGAAGCCCUGCUACGCCCUCCUAGAGGUCACCUACAAGGAGACCAAGUGGUACGAUGAGACGACGGUAGAGUUGAUGGCUCCCACCAUGCUUCCUGAGCUGCACCUUCUCAAACGGGUAAAGGUGAAGGGGCCACGAUACUGGGAACUAUCUGUAGACCUCAGUAAAGAAACACAUCAUCUAAAGUCCAUCCUGUCCAGAGAUGGAGUGUUGUAUGUUAAACUGCGAGCUGGCCAGCUGCCCUACAAAGACGAUCCUCAGGGCUGGAAGAGCCUGCUGGCCUCCACUGUCAACCACAGCAGCCCUGGAGUCAGAGCCUUCAAGCCUGAAGCCAUCUCUACAUUCACCUCAGAACCUGCCUUGGUCUCCUUUGCUGAGUUCUUCUGCAAAACAUCUGAGGAAAUCAAACACAGGGAUGAUACUCUAGUGUUGUUCUCGGCCAUGCUGUAUGAAUGUGUGACACAAGAAUGUCCAGAGAUGCUGCCCACAUAUAUUGCUAUUGAGCAGGUGGUGGGUGCUCUGCGACGGGGUGACUUGCUGCAGACCUUCCCCCUGUGGCAGAUGCGUCUGGUGGUGGAGUUGUGGGACAGCAGGGUGCUGCAGGGUCCAUCUAACCGUCACGACGCUUUGCUCACCUCCGAGUUUCUGCCCGUCAUGAAGAACAUGGUGGAUGUAGCGCUGGACAGCUGGCUCAAAGACAACAGCUCAGUGUUGAGAUCCUACAUGAGGGGCGAGGCCCUCCCCAAGGACGCCCAGUCUAUCGUGUUGGCCUGCUUUUUGGUGUACCGAUCCAUCCCCUGCCUCAGGAACACACACACACAGCUGGAGGGCUGCAGCUCACUCGGGGAUUUAUUGUCGCGUAGCAGCCAGUUGCGCAUCCCUCUCAGAGACCUGCUGAGGCUGGUUCCCGUCCUGCUGGGCUCUGCGUCCGGAGCACAGACUCUGCUGGGCUUCCCUCUGCAAGCGUUUUGAUCCUGAUGCUCAGUACUGGUCAGCUGGCUAGUAACGUCUCAGAGAUGCAGUUCAAAGCCUUACGAUCCCACUGCGAGCACAGGUAGGACAGAAAACUGAUUUCUGCCUGGAACUCCUGUAGGUGUGUGCAGCAAGGGGGACAAAAUGUGACCAUAACAGCUCUUCUGUCUCACUGCAUCACUGCCUCUGAGAAGAACUGUUUGGAAAAUACAGACUUUGUUUCCUUCUCAGCCACUAAUAAGUAAUAUUAGAAUUUUGUAAUAUAAUAUUUCUAUGUAGGAUUUCUUUUUUACAGUAUAAAUAAAGUUUAGGCUGCAGUCGUGAUGCAGUUCACGUGCCAUUUCUGUAGCACAACAAAUCCAACAUGGGGACUUUUUUGAUGGUUAACUUUUGCUCAAAAGUCCGGUCCACGAGAAGACUGAAACAAGACAAUAAAGCAGAAAAGUACCUG
Plectropomus leopardus (leopard coralgrouper) is the source of this 6573-nucleotide messenger RNA. RefSeq names its product anaphase promoting complex subunit 1 (gene anapc1). Gene Ontology annotation, molecular function: molecular adaptor activity. Gene Ontology annotation, cellular component: anaphase-promoting complex. NCBI's taxonomy places the organism in Eukaryota, Metazoa, Chordata, Actinopteri, Perciformes, Serranidae. Gene Ontology annotation, biological process: metaphase/anaphase transition of mitotic cell cycle; protein K11-linked ubiquitination; anaphase-promoting complex-dependent catabolic process. The record is from RefSeq and is a predicted model, not a curated record.